CGAGGUCUGGAGGCCGCGCAGCCGCAGUAGCCGCUACGGCCGCUCCCACCCCGGGGUAUCCUGGGACUAGGCUUUUCCGGAAGGAGCGGCUCGGCGUCGGGGCUAGGCCGGUAUUCUAGGCCCAAGCGCAGGCCCAGGCCUGUGUUCCCGGCCCUUGCUCAAAGACAGGCCGGUGGCCACUGCGACACUCUAGGUACAGCGGAGGGCGCAGCGGGCCGUUCGCUGAGGUGUCCGGACCCGCCGCCGAGCGGGCCGUGUAGCCACAGUACGUGGCGGCGCCUCUUCCUUGCCCGAAGCGGAACUGCUGAAGGAGCGGCAGCGCAGGCCGGACGAGGUGAACCAGGUCAUUUAACCGCCUUCAGGUGAUGAAUCAUCUGUCUAAUAAUCAGAUUUGAGGUCCACAGCCCUUUGUGGUCCUGCUACAGGGCGAUUUUCAGUGGAUGACUGACUGGCGUGGCCUGAGGGGUGCCGCAGUGACUGCCUUCCCUUGAUAAGGAAACGAGCUUUCUGUUCUUUCUGGACACCUCGCUGCCUGUAAAACAUUCCGGUUAUAACUUCUUUAUCCGGCUUGCAUCUCUGUGCAAGAGGAAAGCUUUCACAUGAAAGUGUCCCUUGGUAACGGCGAAAUGGGCGUCUCUGCCCAUUUGCAGCCUUGUAAGGCAGGAACCACACGUUUUUUUACCAGCAAUACUCACAGUUCGGUGGUACUGCAAGGCUUUGAUCAGCUUAGAAUAGAAGGAUUGCUUUGUGAUGUGACCCUGGUACCAGGUGAUGGAGAUGAAAUCUUCCCUGUUCACAGAGCUAUGAUGGCGUCUGCUAGUGAUUAUUUCAAAGCCAUGUUCACAGGUGGAAUGAAAGAACAAGAUUUGAUGUGCAUUAAGCUUCAUGGGGUGAACAAGGUUGGUCUGAAGAAAAUUAUUGAUUUUAUUUAUACUGCAAAACUUUCUCUUAAUAUGGACAAUCUUCAGGACACACUUGAAGCUGCUAGCUUUUUACAAAUAUUACCCGUUUUGGAUUUCUGUAAAGUAUUUCUUAUAUCAGGAGUCUCUUUGGAUAACUGUGUUGAGGUUGGACGAAUUGCUAACACCUACAAUCUUAUAGAAGUGGAUAAAUAUGUUAAUAAUUUCAUCCUGAAGAACUUUCCUGCUUUAUUGAGUACUGGGGAGUUUCUAAAACUCCCUUUUGAACGGCUUGCAUUUGUGCUUUCCAGUAAUAGUCUUAAGCACUGUACCGAACUUGAACUCUUUAAGGCAGCCUGUCGCUGGCUAAGGUUGGAAGACCCUCGGAUGGAUUAUGCUGCAAAGUUAAUGAAGAAUAUUCGAUUUCCACUGAUGACACCACAGGAUCUCAUCAAUUACGUGCAGACAGUAGAUUUCAUGAGAACAGACAAUACCUGCGUGAAUUUGCUUUUGGAAGCUAGCAAUUACCAAAUGAUGCCAUAUAUGCAGCCAGUGAUGCAGUCAGAUAGAACUGCCAUUCGAUCUGACUCCACUCACUUGGUUACAUUAGGAGGAGUUUUGAGGCAGCAGCUGGUUGUCAGUAAAGAAUUACGGAUGUAUGAUGAAAGGGCACAAGAAUGGAGAUCUUUAGCCCCAAUGGAUGCUCCCCGUUACCAGCAUGGUAUUGCUGUCAUUGGAAACUUUCUUUAUGUAGUUGGUGGUCAGAGUAAUUAUGAUACAAAAGGAAAAACUGCUGUUGAUACAGUUUUCAGAUUUGAUCCUCGGUAUAAUAAAUGGAUGCAGGUUGCAUCAUUAAAUGAAAAGCGCACAUUCUUUCACUUGAGUGCCCUCAAAGGACAUUUGUAUGCAGUUGGUGGGCGCAGUGCAGCUGGUGAACUGGCCACAGUAGAAUGUUACAACCCAAGAAUGAAUGAGUGGAGCUAUGUUGCAAAAAUGAGUGAACCCCACUAUGGUCAUGCUGGAACAGUAUAUGGAGGCUUAAUGUAUAUUUCAGGAGGAAUUACCCAUGACACUUUCCAAAAUGAGCUCAUGUGUUUUGACCCAGAUACAGAUAAAUGGAUGCAAAAGGCUCCAAUGACUACAGUCAGAGGUCUGCAUUGCAUGUGUACAGUUGGAGAUAAGCUCUAUGUCAUUGGUGGCAAUCACUUCAGAGGAACAAGUGAUUAUGAUGAUGUUCUAAGCUGUGAAUACUAUUCACCAACCCUUGACCAGUGGACCCCAAUUGCCGCCAUGUUAAGAGGCCAAAGUGAUGUUGGAGUUGCCGUCUUUGAAAAUAAAAUCUAUGUUGUUGGUGGAUAUUCUUGGAAUAAUCGUUGUAUGGUAGAAAUUGUCCAGAAAUAUGACCCAGAAAAAGAUGAGUGGCAUAAAGUUUUUGAUCUUCCAGAGUCACUUGGUGGCAUUCGAGCCUGUACACUCACAGUUUUUCCACCUGAAGAAAACCCUGGGUCACCUUCUAGAGAAUCACCUCUUUCAGCACCUUCAGAUCAUUCUUAGGUCUAAGGUGUAACACCUUUGCAGUACAUCAUGUGUGAUCUAAUACUUCCCCUUCAGUUGUAUCUUCUUACAGUGAUUGGUACAGUUAUUAGAUAUAAAGGUAACUGAUGUUAUUCGUCUUGUAUGGCUUUUAGUAUGUUUAUCAAGUGGCUAACAAAUGCAUUCUGAAAAUGUAUUUAACAUAGCUGUUUUAACAAAUGAAAAAAAGACGUAGAAAAAUGUUUAGAUGUCUUUUUGUGAUGUUAUAUAAAAUUGUAGAUGACUGUGGUAAAUGUGUAAUUAUGUCCAUUAUGCUUCAAAGUUGAGUUUUCAUCUUUGACUCCAAAAUGUCAGAGGGAGGCCGCUCUAAACUAAAAAUAACGAAAGGUUGCCAAGUAUUAAUACUAGUUACCUCCCUCUUUUCAUAGUUUUUGACAUGUCUGUCAACUUACUCGAUUGUGUGGUUGCAUUCAGAAUAUUUGAAGUUUCUUACGUAGACACAAAUAAUAAAAAUAUUAACUAGGAAAAAACAGUAUAGCACCAAGCCAGUAUUUGGUAUCUCUCUAGAGCGAGCAAGAGAGGGAGAGAGGAGGAAAAAAUACACAUAAUACAAACAUACAUGCAUGCACACAUACAUACAUAUGUAUACACACACAUAAUUUGAAAACUGAUUGGCACUUCAACGAUGCUGAAAUUGUUUUUAAAUUGAAGUUUCUUUCUUCCACAAAGCAGCCGUUUCUAUUCAAAUGGAAAUUCAGUACCAGAGAAUAAAUGUCUAUGUAGUCAUACUGAAUUUAGAUAGAUAAGGGCUACAGCAUACUAAAUCAACAACCAAAUUUGUCAUGUGACUAAACCGUUACUUCAGAUGAAGCUUACAUUACUGUUUUCUGCUUGUGUAUUUUCUGUAGAGUACUUUUACACAGAUUGGUAAAGUUCAGGUUUCAGAGAACUGCUUUUGUGCAGAAAAUUUAGGUUCUUUUUUCCACCUUUUUGGUCAGUAAAACUUAAUGAAAAAAGCAAAGAAAAAAAUAUUCUGAACAAAGCUAUAGGGUUUUAAGUUCAGCCUCCCAACUUAGUCAUCCUAACAUGAUUAUUUUGUGAUUUGGGGUGCUUGCCCUGGUGCUGUUCCAGUCCAUGUGCAUCCUGAGCUGUGUGAUCUGCCUCGAGGCUAUGAUCUGAGCAAGCAGGAGAUAACAUUUUCUUCUGCAUCAAGUGAGGAAAAAUGUGCUUUUGGCCAUGUCUCAAAGACAGGACCAACUUCAGAUUCCCAAAGAAGCCAGCUACAGAGCCUCUGGAACACUAUGGUCUUACAAGCAGUACUAAAAUCAACCCUCAGCCUCUUCAGUGCCAAAGGUAUCCCUAUUGGUUGAGAACCACAUGGUAAUUUUUAAUGGGACUUUUAUCAGCAAAUGGAGUUACAGGAAUUCUCUGUAAUGAGUGAUUCUGAAGAGGUACUUUCCUGGAAUAGUUGUCUACCUGAAGAAAAAAAUUUUAUAUAUACAUUGUGUGUGUGUGUAAUACACACACACACAACCCCGUAUACCUGGAAGAUUGUCAGCAUGUAAAUCAGGAACAACUUUCUCCUUAUUGACAAUCCCAUAAUAAAACUCAGGAACCAAGGCAAAAUGAAUUGGCUUCUAGGGGUCUGAACCUUACUGCCCAUACAAGUGUUGAUUCAUUUUAAUGCUGUUUAUGAUUUCUGCAUUGGCAGAAAUUUUCAUACUUUCUAUGUUUUUUUUUAAUUACUCAGUUUUUUAUUACUAAAAAUAGCACAUUUGAGUACAUUUGAAAAGUAGAAAAAUUAGAAAUUAUUAACUUUAUUGAAUAAGCAAGAAGUGCAUCCUAAUCCUUUGAUUAUUAAUGAGGUUGAAUAUUUGUGUGCUAUGGGUAGCUGUGUUUCUUCGAUCAAAUGUUCCUGUCCUUUUGCCCUUCUGUUAUCUGUUGGAGUUGCUUUGUUUUUCGUAUCAAGUUAUAGGAUCUCUUUAUAUAAUAAAUGUAAUUUAACUUGCA
Gorilla gorilla gorilla (western lowland gorilla) is the source of this 4442-nucleotide messenger RNA. It is a transcript of the gene KLHL9, whose product is annotated as kelch like family member 9. Gene Ontology annotation, cellular component: Cul3-RING ubiquitin ligase complex. Gene Ontology annotation, biological process: protein ubiquitination; regulation of cytokinesis. Bases 600 to 2453 code for a protein of 617 amino acids. The record is from RefSeq and is a predicted model, not a curated record. The transcript has a single exon. NCBI's taxonomy places the organism in Eukaryota, Metazoa, Chordata, Mammalia, Primates, Hominidae. Gene Ontology annotation, molecular function: cullin family protein binding; ubiquitin-protein transferase activity.